Linum trigynum is the source of this 798-nucleotide messenger RNA. Lineage: Eukaryota; Viridiplantae; Streptophyta; Magnoliopsida; Malpighiales; Linaceae. The record is from the annotation of a GenBank genome assembly.
AUGUUGAUUGGACUACUCGGAGAAGAAGCAGAAGAUGGUGUUAAGAAGAGGGAAGUUUGGAAACCUCCAGAUGGCGGCAAUAAAGGCUUUCCCAGCCAAAGCAGAGGAAGGAGAAGUAAAUGGAAAAGGGGAAAAUCAAUAGCUAAAUCUCUGAUCUGUGACUAUGCCAUCCACCUCGAGCAAAAUGGAGGCAACAUUGAGCCAAGAGCCUCUGUUAUGACAGGGGAAAAGCAGGGGAAAGCUCUACCAAGUCCCCUGAAGAAUAAAGAAGCGAUUGACAAGAAAGAUAGCUACCGCAUUCAAGAGGGAAGAGAGGUGAACAGGAGAGGAAAAAGCUUUAAAGGGAGGUGGAAGAGGGGAAGAGAAGGCUGUGCUCACAUUUUCAGUACUGCUGCCUAUUCUCCCUGGUUCUUGUUGGUCUCAAUACCCACCUUUAGCAAAGAAAAAAUCCCUCUGUCACAAACCAAAUCUCAAACCAAGCUGCUGUGCCCAAGGAUGGAGUCCAUCAACAAUGAAGCAAACACCAACCAGGGGAGGGGAAGCCUAGUCCAGUCGUCAACCAGGGGCAGAGGGGGACGCCUUGUCCUGUCCUCAAUUGGAGGGAGAGGGAUGUCCAUACUGUUGGGGAAGAUGCUGACAGAGAGCAAGGUUGUAGUGGCAAAAGCAACUGGAGCGGCUCGUUACACGUGGGGCUGCUUCGGUGAGGUGAACAUUCAACCAACCGAAACACCAAACCUGUUCCUGUUUACCUUCAAUAGCAUGGAGAUCAGAGACAAGAUUUGGAGAGAUAGACCCUAG